UGCUCUGUAUUAGUUUGCCCAAUUAGUUAGCCCAAUAACAAAAUUAAAACAGAGUGAAGGAGGGCUGAAGGCGUGAAUUGAAGCUGCGAAGGGGAGAGGCGAACUGCGAAUCGACGAAGUGCGAAGGCCGAAGGGGCAAAAGGAGUAGCAGCGGUGCAUCCUACGGCGGUGCGUGAACUCCGCUCCAGCCUCCAGUUCUUCACGUCUUGAGUUCUUGUCUUCUUCAGUUGUAUUUUUUCACUUCUGCAAAUCUCCAAUCGGCGACUCCUCUAGACCACUACUCCAGUCUCCAGGGGCUAGGGAUGGUGUUAUUGACUCUCAAUUACUUUGCCAAUACUCCAUGCCUCGACUUGCUGGAUUGCCGGAAGAAUUUAGCUUCUUCAGUUCUCCCUCGUUUUCGAAAGUUCUAACAGUAGCUAAAGUGGAUAUGAGCAAAUAUGACUGAACUCCGCACAUGUACUUCGCAGGUAUUGUCAUCCUCUUUCGUAUUCCAAUUUCCAAUUAUUCUUUCCAUUUUGCCGCACUCCACUCUCGGAAACCAUCGGAGUUCAAACGCCCAGAGAUGUCUCCUUCGUUAAUUUCACUUUCUUCAUAUAUACCAUUCAUGAUUACAGCUUAUUGAGCGAUGUUAAAUCCUCCUUCUUUCUGGAUAGUACAAGCUAAAGGAUUGAUGAUAAGUUUCUUAACAUUUUAUUCGGGCAUUCCUUGGAGGAAGAGGAGUAUAAUUAGGUUACUAAUUUCAGAAAAUUAAUUGACACUAUAAAAUCUAUAUCAUAGACCAAAAUUAUUUGUGAUUAAUGUGGAAGAUUGACCUUGUAAAAGCAACAUGCAUGUGAUGUAACAUAAGCAAUGUUUUAGUCAGUCAUUGAAUAUUGAGUGGAUAAAUUUGUUUGGAAGAUAAUAGGUGUGUAGUGUAAAAAAAGUGGAGUAAGAGUGCUUGAAAAGGACUGUGUGCAGGGGAAUAUGGAUGAUGAUGAAGAGUUUUGGAAAAUAGUUAGUUGUUGAAGAUGAUGACUGCUAAACGAAGAGCAGGGGUGUUAGGGUUCCAGAGUAAAGAAUGAGCGAUUUGCUGCUACAUGCUAAAAAUAAGUAAAACCUAGGGGACUUUUGUUGAGAUCUAAACUUCUUAAGGGUCUGUUUGGGUGGAUGGGUUUGGAGGACCUGGACCUAUCUUGAUAUAUAUUUGGCAUUUUAUUGAUAUCAAAGGUUUACCAUAAUAUGUCAUCAUCUGACAUUUUUAUGUAAUAUUUUCUCUUUUUUUAGGAAUGUGUUACGGAGUAUUUAUCAAGAUAGUGACUAAACCAUCCAUUGCCUUCGCCAGUCCCCUCCAAUCCAAACUGACCCUAGUUGCCUUAAAUUUGUUUCAAUUGUAGCUUGGAUUGUAAUGCAACAAAGCUCUCCGUCUACACUUGGGAUUAGGGGUUACUAGUUACUAUGUCGGGAAACAAAGUUGGACCAAACUAAAGACAAGAAAUGAAGAAAAACAUGCAAAGAACUUACCAAAUACACCCCCUCUUGAUUAGCAGUGUUUGCAUGUUAUCAUUUGUUGAUACAUGCACCAUCUUGAUACGUUCAUACUCAUGAUGCAUCAUAUCAUAUAGACUGGCACCAUAAGUUAGUAAACGUCAUUGGCUUUCAUUUCCAGAACAGUAUUCAAGAAGCAAAUUAAUUGCAUGAAUUGUCAUGUUACAACACCCAGUUUUCUUCUUAAAAAUAACAAUGUUGGGCACUUGGGCUCACUUGCACGUUUCUACUGCAGUUUUCUUCAAAUGCAUCAAAAUGGCGGAACUUUAUAUCUUCAGAUUUUAAGGAAUGGCCCACCAAUUUGAUUCGUAAUCCUCUUCCUUUUUAUCUGCUGAGGCUCUGUUAGUAUAGUAAUCAAAUGUUGUUUGGACAAGAUUCAAUUUUGAAUCUAUGCAAAGAUUCAUUCAAUUUUUUAAAUUAAUUGUGGUCGGGGUUGAUAAUGUCUCACUGUUUUCGUGCACUUUCUUAUUUUUUUUGUUCUUAUAUUUCGUCUUAAUUUGUUACAUUUCACAACCUUAAGAUUUUCUAGCAGUUUCAAAUUAAGUUUGUCUAAAGCAUGAUUUCCUCUAUUAUUACUUGUUUUUGCUAGGAUGGCUGCUCUGGUGAGCUUUAUUGGUUAUUCAUGGACGAAGAACUCUUAUGUGGAAGAAAACCUCUCCUUGGGACAAUGAUUUGAUAUGAACCCAUCACCCUCAUCUACUCUAACAUCAUCAACAAUUCAAGGAAACCCCAAAUCCAACCUCUUAAAAAAAUGCAUUGCGCUCUUGCUCUCAUGCGCCUCAUCCACCCACAAGCUCCGGCAAGUUCAUGCCUUCUCCAUGCGGCGUGGUAUUCUUCUCUCCUGCCCAGAUAUGGGAAGGUACUUGAUCUUCACUCUCGUUUCCCUCUCAGGACCCAUGUCUUACGCCCAAAAAAUCUUCAAUGAAAUCCAAUACCCAAACAUUUUCACGUGGAACACAAUGAUUAGGGGGUAUGCUGAGAGCGAGGAUCCGGGCCCCGCAAUCCAAAUUCAUACCCAGAUGUGUGUGAACUCCAUUGCGCCUGACACACACACAUACCCUUUUCUCCUCAAGGCCAUCGCUAAGCUGAUGGCUGUCAGGGAUGGGGAAAAGAUGCAUUCCAUUGCGAUUAGGAAUGGGUUGGAGUCGUUGGUCUUUGUUCGGAAUGCCUUGGUGCAUUUCUAUGGUGUCUGUGGUCAGGCCGAGAGUGCACACCAACUGUUUGAGACAAUGACCGACAAGAAUCUCGUGGCUUGGAAUGCUGUGAUCAACGGGUAUGCUCUUAAUAGCAGGCCAAACGAGACUUUAGCUCUUUACAGGAAAAUGGAGUCGGAGGAUGUUCAGCCUGAUGGGUUCACUUUGGUGAGCUUGCUCACUGCUUCCGCUGAACUGGGGGCUUUGGCUUUGGGUAGGAGGGCUCACAUGUAUAUGGUUAAAAUGGGAUUAGAUAGGAAUUUGCAUGCCGCUAAUGCCCUUCUAGAUCUUUAUUCCAAAUGUGGAAACAUAAGGGAAGCAAAACAGGUCUUCCAUGAGUUAGAAGUGAAGAAUGUUGUUUCCUGGACUUCCUUGAUUGUUGGGUUAGCUGUCAAUGGAUUUGGUAAGACAGCCCUUGAGCUUUUCAAGAAGAUGGAAACGGAAGGAUUCGCUCCAACCGAAAUCACAUUUGUCGGCGUGCUUUACGCUUGUAGCCAUUGUGGACUGGUAGAUGAGGGAUUCUCCUACUUCGAGAGGAUGCAACAGGAGUUUCGAAUCAAGCCGAAAAUAGAACAUUUCGGUUGCAUGGUUGACCUAUUGGGAAGAGCUGGUUUGGUUAAGAGAGCGUACGAGUACAUUAAAAACAUGCCUUUGGAACCGAAUGCUGUCAUUUGGAGAACUCUCCUAGGCGCCUCCUCAAUACAAGGGAAUUUUGAACUAGGAGAAGUUGCACGAAACCAACUCAAGCGAUUGGACCCCACACAUUCCGGUGACUAUGUUCUCCUCUCAAAUCUGUACGCAUCAGGUAGAAGGUGGUCGGAUGUUCACAUGGUGAGGGAGACGAUGCUUCAAGAAGGGGUCAAGAAAUUGCCGGGCCACAGUCUGGUUGAGUUAGGUAACCGUGUGUACGAAUUCGUUAUGGGAGACAUGACACAUCCCCAAACGCAUUCUAUAUAUGCAAAGCUUGCGGAAAUGACCAAAGCCUUGAGGGUGGAAGGGUACGUCCCACACACAUCGAAUGUGCUUGCUGACAUUGAGGAAGAGGAGAAGGAGACUGCACUCUCUUAUCACAGUGAGAAGAUUGCAGUUGCGUUUGCUUUGAUCAGUACGCCACCCGGGGCCCCCAUAAGAAUCAUGAAGAACUUAAGGGUGUGUGCGGAUUGUCAUCUUGCCUUUAAGAUUGUUUCCAAAAUUUACAGACGAGAGAUUGUUGUUAGAGACCGUAGUCGCUUUCAUCACUUCUCAGACGGGAUUUGUUCUUGUAGAGAUUAUUGGUAAGCUUUGAUUUGAUCUUCUCCAGUUUUUAGAAAGAAUGACGUAGAGUGACAUAAUUUAAGUGUCACUUACUGUUUUAGUGACACAUCACACAUGUGAAAUGUGACAUGAAAUCGGAAAUGGUGACACUAAAUUUACUGUCACUGACAAAAUGUCACUCUAGUAUCACAAAACAGAACGAUACAAUAACAUUGUUAGUCUUUAUGAGUUAUGACACCCGAUUAUCAUAAUUUUUUUAAAAAGUGUGAUACAUUAACAUCAUAGAUUGUUAAAUGAAUAUAAUUUAUAUAUUGAUAUUGUUGUCAUUGAUUUAAUUAAAUGUAUA
Cuscuta europaea is the source of this 4317-nucleotide messenger RNA. The record is from the annotation of a GenBank genome assembly. Lineage: Eukaryota; Viridiplantae; Streptophyta; Magnoliopsida; Solanales; Convolvulaceae.